UAAAUCAUUUCUUUUGGAUACGUGUUUCAGAUUAGUUAUUUAGGAAACUAAUAACUCUCUCCAAAAUGUGGUAUCAGAGAUGGGGGCUUAAAUUAUAGUCGAGAGACACCAAUAAAAGGAACCCGGUGCUCCACCCAUUAGAACUUAGGUCAGGACAUACCUAGGAGGGCAGGGGGCGCUACAUAAAGUGGGGGCUUGUCUGGGAUUUUUCUUUCCCUCCCUGGUACCUUUCAGAAGAGAGAAAUAAACACGUGUCAAUACUCCUUGAUCCCUGAGAAGAAAACAGACAUUUGGUGCAUUUAACAGCUUCUUGUUGAAAAUGUCUCACAGAAGUAACCCUCCUCCUCAAAGUGAACUUGCUGACUGGUGCAGAGAGGCCGGGAUUGACCUUGCUCACUCCUUGAUGCUAACAAGUGUACCCAGAUCAACUGAGAUUGCACGCAUUGAAGAAGUAGCCGAGAGUGUGAAAGCUUUUGGAAGAGUGCGCGUUCGAGACACAAGAUGUGGAGCCUCUCCAGAUACCCUACUUGUGCUGUGUGAAUGCAGAGAGUCUGUAGACCCCACAAGCUGCCCCACAGAACUAAAGCCCACCGAUGAUGAGACCUGGAGGAUAAUUACGGGCGUUGAAAAUACCCCAACAGGUACUGUUCCCUCAGGAUUUGCUGACAAGCUCUCCCAGUUUCUUCGGGAUGAAGGGAAGUCCAUGACAGAUCUACAAGCACUAUUUCCUCCACUGAGUGCAAGUCCCAGUUCCCCUGAGUCAAUUAUUCUUGCAGUGGGUGAGAUCCUAGAGAAAACCAUAAGACCACCAAGUGAUAGCAAUGCUUACCGUCGUUUACGUACCUUCUCUGGUAUUGUUCCGACUCCCACAGGAGAAGAAACCAUGGAACACUGGAUGGAGCAAGCUAAGAUGAUGAUAACUGAAUGUGAAUGCUCAGAGAAAGAGAAACGUAGAAGAAUUGUGGAAAGCUUAAAGGGACCAGCCCUAGAAAUCAUUAAAGCUGUCCGUAUGUCCAGUCCUGAUGCCAGCUCGCAGCAGUACCUUGAAGCUGUGGAAAGUACUUUUGGCUCCUUGGAGUCCGGAGAGGAUUUGUAUUUCGCUUUUCGGCUUCUUCGACAGCGUCCAGGUGAGACACUUUCUGAUUUUCUGAGAAGGGUUGAAAAAUCACUGACAAAAGUUGUGCAAAGAGGUGGACUGUCUCCUGGCAAUGUUGACAAGGCAAGAGUGGACCAACCGAUUCGUGGAGCCGUCAAAUCUGAUAUGAUGCUUUUGCAAUUGAGGUUAAGGGAGAGAAAAGAACACCCACCAACUUUCCUGAGCCUGUUGAAUGAGAUUAGGGAGGCUGAAGAAAUUGAAGUCACUAGACAUACACUUGCAGGACGAGGGGAAUAA
Molecule: messenger RNA, 1393 nt
Organism: Cyprinus carpio (common carp)
Lineage: Eukaryota; Metazoa; Chordata; Actinopteri; Cypriniformes; Cyprinidae
Product: paraneoplastic antigen Ma1 homolog
Exons: 1
Coding region: 320-1393 (357 amino acids)
Source: RefSeq, a predicted model, not a curated record